AUGUUUACUAGUCUGCAACGAUUGCAAGAUAUACAAAGAAGUAAGGCUGUCGAACUUCAUAAGAUGAUUUUACUUACGAAAUGUUUGAUAGCGAUGUUGAUGUACAGAGGUGACGAUAUGGAUAAGCUGAGCGACUAUGUGAUGCGGAAAUUCCAGUUCAUCAUGGUAAGAAAAUCUGCUAAAGAGAAGUUCUCGAAAACGUUGUGUUCUUUUCAAAUCAGAGUCGAUAUGGCAGCUGUCGCUAUGGAAGGCAGUUCAAGUACCUUGUCACCGUCUGUCAUCAUCGUUCCCGCCUACACGACUUUCAGAAAAAGUUUCAUCCUCUACGUGACCAUGUUAUUGAAAGGCUUCGCAAACGUUGUCUCGACUUUAUCGGAAAUUUAA
Molecule: messenger RNA, 384 nt
Organism: Haemonchus placei
Lineage: Eukaryota; Metazoa; Nematoda; Chromadorea; Rhabditida; Trichostrongylidae
Source: the annotation of a GenBank genome assembly